UUUUACAUUUUUGAUGUCGAGGAAAAGGUCAACUUCUUUUAUUUAUCUAAUUAUAUUCAAUAUGUUCCUCGCUCGAGCACUUAGUAAUAUUACCAAUCUGGAACCAAGCAGUGACCGUCGCCGAGUGCUCGUUGAAACAUUAAAAAAUCCGGAAAAACUUGCGAAGACAAUCCUGAGAAUAGAGUUCCUAACUGCCUGCAGAAAAGAGAAGAUCAAUCCCCGUUUCAUAGAAGAAGCUCUAAAGCCUGUAGAAAAGAUAUUUUGUGACUCUGAGAGGGUACAAACGAAAUGCAAGACCUUCGCCCAUUCGUUAUUAAACGAAGCUAUCGCCGAGGCGUACAGAAGAAAAGCAUAUCUUCUUAGACAGCGCAACCGUCAAUAUGCAGAGAUUCAAAGUUUUCACGAUGAUAGGCUUCUCUCAUACAUUUAUUCGACUUGCGAGGAAGUUUUUCAUGUUACUCUGCGUGACAAUAGACCAAGACUGAUUCAGAAGUUCCGCAAGCUACAGGCUGAUCGGCUUCGUCUGUCUACACAUGACAAUGCAGCUCAGUUCUCAAACACAAGGAGGGUUGUGAAUUUAUCUUCACUCGUGCUUAAAGAAGAUGAUCUACAGUUGCUUUCGAAAGGGCCCAAUUUUGCCAUUUCUCAAAAGAUAUCCCAGGACGUACUUCUAGAAGCUGAAAAGGGGAUCGAGCGUUUUGCCUAUGGCAAACGGUGGCAAGAUGCCAUUCGCAGACAGAAACCAUCUGCGUACAGUGCUGCGCCGACCACUUUAACGAACGACAACGAAUCCAGAACUUCGAGCACGACUACAACUACGAGACCGGCGAACACUACAGCGACUGAUGCGACCACGACCGUUGGUACAGCGCCUGCCUCCGGUCCGCAAGCCAGCACUGCGCCUCCGGCGGUGGCCACCUCCAUCGUCCCACCGGUCAACAACAGUGAGGCUAUCGCGGGGUCAUCAGCGACGGCCAACGACAACGGCGGCGCACUGGACGACCGUGUGGCACCUGCAACUUCAGCUGAUACCAGCAGCCGGGGAUCAGCACGUGCCAGGUUCGCGUCCUUUAUCGCUCCAAAGACCACCCGGACAGAAAAAUCGCAGAAUCCCUACUUAUAAAAGCAAACCGCCCGCACAUAAACUCAAAUCUUUCGUCGUGGCCAAUCAUGUAAGCGCCUGUAUCAUGUGUAUCUUGUGAGCGUGUAGCCUUUUCAACUCAAUCGAUUAAUAUGUGUAUGUGUAUAUUAUUUUGUUAUGUGUGUGAUGUACAUCGGCGUUAGUGUGCAUACCUUCCAUACGAUGUGUGUUUGACAGCUACGUGUACAAUUGUAUAUUAUGUAUGUUACGUACAUCGGACACUAUGUAGACAAUCGAUCUAAUAGUUUGCCCUUAUGAGUAGCGCCUUUCCUAAAAUAUCACGAUCUUCGGUUUUUGAAAAAUGGCAGACAGAUUAUUCACAGGAUCGUCUUUUAACAUUGUUAUCACGUUGGUUUGAUAAAGGCCAGUGGCCGAAAGCUCACCGUUUUUUAAAAUAUAUUAUUCGGC
Amphibalanus amphitrite is the source of this 1549-nucleotide messenger RNA. RefSeq lists its product as uncharacterized. The record is from RefSeq and is a predicted model, not a curated record. The coding region runs from base 14 to 1123 and encodes 369 amino acids. Lineage: Eukaryota; Metazoa; Arthropoda; Thecostraca; Balanomorpha; Balanidae. The transcript is spliced from 2 exons.